Messenger RNA from Ahaetulla prasina, 1833 nucleotides. RefSeq names its product kelch like family member 18 (gene KLHL18). Gene Ontology annotation, molecular function: protein binding. NCBI's taxonomy places the organism in Eukaryota, Metazoa, Chordata, Lepidosauria, Squamata, Colubridae. The record is from RefSeq and is a predicted model, not a curated record. The coding region runs from base 82 to 1833 and encodes 583 amino acids. The transcript is spliced from 10 exons.
AAACCGCAUCGAGCGAGGAGCGAGCGAGCGAUCAGGACGGUUGAUCCCGGCAGAGCCGGGUUUCGCGUGGAAGCCGACGAGAUGCUGGAAGCGGCCGGGCUGGACCCGGAGCUGGACCCGGAGGACCUGGUGCACUUCUCGGUGGGCGACCUGCCCAGCCGCGGCUACGGGGUGAUGGGCGAGAUCAGGAGGCAGGGGAAGCUGUGCGACGUGACCCUCAAGGUGGGAGACCACAAAUUCAGCGCUCAUCGCAUCGUCCUGGCAGCCUCCAUUCCUUACUUCCACGCCAUGUUCACCAAUGAUAUGAUGGAAUGCAAGCAGGAGGAAAUCGCCAUGCAGGGCUUGGAUCCGAGCGCACUGGAAGCUCUGAUCAAUUUUGCCUACAAUGGUCAUUUGGCCAUAGACCAGCAAAAUGUCCAGUCCCUCUUGAUGGGAGCCAGUUUCCUGCAGCUGCAGAACAUCAAGGAUGCCUGUUGCUCCUUCCUCAAAGAGAGGCUCCACCCCAAGAACUGCUUGGGCGUGCGCCAGUUUGCGGAGACCAUGAUGUGCGCCCUCCUGUACGAUGCAGCCAACCGCUUCGUCCACCAGCAUUUCGUGGAGGUCUCCAUGUCGGAGGAAUUCUUGGCUCUGCCUUACGAAGAUGUCCUGGAGCUGAUUUCUAGGGAUGAACUCCACGUGAAGAUGGAGGAGCAGGUCUACGAAGCUGCUCUGUCCUGGAUCAGGUACGACCGGGAACAGCGGGAGGCCUUCCUGCCGGAGCUCCUGUCCAGAAUCCGGCUGCCCCUCUGCCGGCCACAGUUCCUGUCUGACCGCGUGCAGCAGGAUGACCUCGUCCGCAACUGCUACAAGUGCAGGGACCUUGUGGAUGAAGCCAAAGACUACCACCUCAUGCCGGAGCGCCAGCGACCUCUCCUCGAUUUCAAGACCCGGCCCCGUUGCUGCACCUCCAUCCCCGGUUUGAUCUACGCGGUGGGAGGACUCAAUUCAGCAGCAAAUUUCUACGCAGGAGACUCGCUGAACGUGGUGGAAGUCUUUGACCCCGUAGCCAACCACUGGGAGAAGUGCCAGCCAAUGACCACGCCCCGCAGCCGGGUGGGCGUGGCCGUGGUGAAUGGACUCUUGUACGCCAUUGGGGGAUACGACGGGCAGUGGCGGCUGAGCACCGUGGAGAUCUACGACCCCGAGACCGAUUCGUGGUCCAGAGGGGGCAGCAUGAACAGCAAACGGAGUGCGAUGGGAACUGUAGUUCUAGACGGACAGAUCUAUGUUUGCGGGGGCUACGACGGCACCUCCUCCCUGAAUUCGGUGGAGGCCUAUUCGCCCGAGACAGACAAGUGGACGGUGGUGACCCCUAUGAGCUCCAACCGCAGUGCGGCCGGCGUCACCGUCUUUGAAGGCCGCAUCUUCGUCUCCGGCGGACACGAUGGCUUGCAAAUCUUCAAUAGCGUGGAAUACUACAAUCCCCACACCGCCUCGUGGCACAGCGUGGCCAGCAUGUCGAACAAGCGUUGUCGGCACGGGGCGGCCUCCCUGGGCAGCAAGCUCUUCGCCUGCGGGGGCUACGAUGGCUCGGCCUUCCUCAGUGCCGCCGAGGUCUACAAUUCAGCCUCCGAUCAGUGGUACCUGCUGGUGCCCAUGAACACCCGUCGCAGCCGUGUCUCCUUGAUCACCACCUGCGGCCGCUUGUACGCCGUGGGCGGCUACGACGGACAGUCCAACCUCAGCUCGGUAGAAAUGUACGACCCGGAGAGCAACCGCUGGACGUUCGUGGCCCCUAUGGUGUGCCACGAGGGAGGGGUGGGGCUGGGCUGCGUCCCACUGAUUGCCAUUUGA